UGGACUGUGAUGUUUAUUAUUACCACAUUCACAAGCUCUGUGCUCAGUUUGCUUGUCAAAGCUCCAACAUGGAAGUUCAAAAAGCAGGUCUUUUAUUCUGUCUUUUCCUCUUCUCAGGCUGUUUCUGUCAAACGCUCUUGAAUCUGCUCUGUACAGCUGCUGAAGACUGUAUGCACUGCAAUGGAGAAGACUACAGAGGCAAGAUCUCCAUCACUGAGAGUGGAUACACCUGCCAACGCUGGGACUCUCAGACACCACACAAACAUAAUUACAUCCUUUUAUUUUUACAGAACUUGAGGGAGAACUAUUGCAGGAACCCUGGUGGAGAUCCCAGACCCUGGUGUUAUACCACAGAUCCAUCCAAACGCUGGGAGUACUGCUCUAUUCCUCGAUGCACCACUGAACCACCCACAUUUGUACCAGAGCUCACCUGUAGUUCUGAAGUAGGAAGAUAUUACAGAGGAACUAUUUCUGUGACCAAAUCAGGCAAAACUUGCCAGAGCUGGGCAUCUCAAACUCCUCACAAACAUGACAGAUCUUCAGUAAACUACCCAUGCAAAGGUCUUGAAGAGAACUACUGCAGGAACCCUGAUCGUGAAAAAGCACCAUGGUGUUACACCACAGACCCUGAGACCCGCUGGGAACACUGCACUGUGCCCAAUUGUAGAGAUCAACCUGGCUGUUUCUGUCAAACGCUCUUGAAUCUGCUCUGUACAGCUGCUGAAGACUGUAUGCACUGCAAUGGAGACGACUACAGAGGCAAGAUCUCCAUCACUGAGAGUGGAUACACCUGCCAACGCUGGGACUCUCAGACACCACAUCAACAUGAUUACAUCCUUUCAUUUUUACAGAACUUGAGGGAGAAUUAUUGCAGGAACCCUGGUGGAGAUCCCAGACCCUGGUGUUAUACCACAGAUCCAUCCAAACGCUGGGAGUACUGCUCUAUUCCUCGAUGCACCACUGAACCACCCACAUUUGUACCAGAGCUCUUCUGUAGUUCUGAAGAUGGAAGAUAUUAUAGAGGAACUAUUUCUGUGACCAAAUCAGGCAAAACUUGCCAGAGCUGGGCAUCUCAAACUCCUCACAAACAUGACAGAUCUUCAGUAAACUACCCAUGCAAAGGUCUUGAAGAGAACUACUGCAGGAACCCUGAUCGUGAAAAAGCACCAUGGUGUUACACCACAGACCCUGAGACCCGCUGGGAACACUGCAAUGUGCCCAAUUGUAGAGAUCAACCUGUGGAGGGAAGAGAUGUGCUUGAUGCUGAAUCACUGGGCAGUGCUGAAGUGGAGGGAAGAGAUGUGCUUGAUGCUGAAUCGCUGGGCGGUGCUGAAGUGGAGGAAGAGAUGUGCUUGAUGCUGAAUCACUGGGCGGUGCUGAAGUGGAGGGAAGAGAUGUGCUUGAUGCUGAAUCACUGGGCGGUGCUGAAGUGGAGGGAAGAGAUGUGCUUGAUGCUGAAUCACUGGGCGGUGCUGAAGUGGAGGGAAGAGAUGUGCUUGAUGCUGAAUCGCUGGGCGGUGCUGAGAUGGAGAUGUCUGCAACAGGUGGCCCAGGAUUUGCAGGGACGGGAAGAUUGUAUGCACUGCAGAGGAGACGACUACAGAGGCAACAUCUCCAUCACUGAGAGUGGACACACCUGCCAACGCUGGGACUCUGAUCCACUAAAUAAAUACACGGCAUCAACAUACCCUGAGAAGAACUUGGAGAAGAACUUCUGCAGGAACCCUGAUGGAGAGCUCAGGCCCUGGUGCUAUUCCACAAAUCCAUCCAAACGCUGGGAGUUCUGCUCUAUUCCCCGAUGUAGAACUGAACCAGCCGCAAUAGUUCCAGAUCACACCUGUAUUACUGGAGAUGGAAGCUCUUACAGGGGAACUGUUUCUGUGACCAAAUCAGGGAAAACUUGCCAGAGUUGGACAUCUCAAACUCCUCACACGCAUGGCAGAACUCCAGACAACUCCCCAUGCAAAGGUCUUGCAGAGAACUACUGCAGGAACCCUGGUAAUGACCGAGCGCCCUGGUGUUUCACCACAGACCCCGAGACCCGCUGGGAAUACUGCAAUGUGUCCAGAUGUCGAGCAUUAAUGAAAUAUUGUCCACUUAGAACCAAAGUUAAUCAAAAUGUGUGUUGUAGAUACCCUGAGAAGAACUUGGAGGAUAACUAUUGCAGGAACCCUGAUGGAGAGCUCAGGCCCUGGUGCUAUUCCUCAAAUCCAUCCAAACGCUGGGAGUACUGCUCUAUUCCCCGAUGUAGUAAGAAAUCACUUUCAGCCUUUUAUUAUAUGAUAUUAUUAAUCAUUGAUCAUCUUUCUCUUGUAGGAACUGAACCAGCCACAAUUGUCCCAGAACACACCUGUAUUACUGGAGAUGGAAGCUCUUACAGAGGAACUAUUUCUGUGACCAGUUUAGGGAAAACUUGCCAGAGUUGGACAUCUCAAACUCCUCAUAAACAUGAUAGAACUGCAGAGAAGUACCCCUGCAAAGGGCUUGUAGAGAACUUCUGCAGGAACCCUGAUAAUGACAGAAUGCCCUGGUGUUUCACCACAGACACCGAAACCCGCUGGGAAUACUGCACUGUGCCCAAAUGUGAUGACCAACCUGAACCUGAAGAUUGUAUGCACUGCAGAGGAGACUACUACAGAGGCAACAUCUCCACCACUGAGAGUGGAUACACCUGCCAACACUGGGACUCAGAUCCAAAAAAUAAAUACAUGCCAUCAAAAUACCCUGAGGAGAACUUAGAGAAGAACUACUGCAGGAACCCUGAUGGAGAGCUCAGGCCCUGGUGCUAUUCCUCAAAUCCGUCCAAACGCUGGGAGUUCUGCUCUAUUCCUCAAUGCAGAACUGAACCGUCCACAAUUGUACCAGAGCUCACCUGUAUUACUGGAGAUGGAAGCUCUUACAGGGGAACUGUUUCUGUUACCAAAUCAGGGAAAACUUGCCAGAGCUGGACAUCUCAAACACCUCACAAACAUGACAGAACUCUAGAAAACUACCCCUGCAAAGGUCUUAAAGAGAACUACUGCAGGAACCCUGAUAAUGACAGAAUGCCCUGGUGUUUCACCACAGACCCCAAGACCCGCUGGGAAUACUGCAAUGUGUCAAGAUGUGAUGACCAACCUAAAUCUGGUCUGUAUCUGAAAUGUGGACAGCCAGCAAUAGAAACAAAAAGUUGCUUGUGGCAUGUUGUUGGGGGAUGUGUUUCUGAACCCCACUCCUGGCCUUGGCAGAUCAGUCUUAGAAAAGGUGCUGAGAAAUCUCACUGGUGUGGUGGAACUCUGAUUGAUCCGCAAUGGGUCCUCACCGCAACACAUUGCCUUAAGGAGUCUCCAAGUCCAUCUGUUUACAAGAUCUUCCUCGGAAUCCACACAAAAAAUGGGUCUGAAUCAUCCAAACAGGAACGAGGUGUUAUUAAAAUGGUUAUGGAACCAUCUGGAACUGACAUUGCACUUAUAAAGCUAGACAGGCCAGCAGUACUUAAUGAUCAGGUAUCGCUUGCUUGUCUACCAGAAAAGGACUAUAUUGUACCAGACGCUACUGAAUGCUUUAUAACAGGCUGGGGCAAGACACAGAGAACUGGUGGAAAGGGUUACCUGAAAGAGGCCGGCGUACCAAUAAUUGAGAACAAAAUCUGCAACAAUCCGUCAUUUUUGAAAGGCCGCAUAAAGGAACAUGAGAUGUGCGCUGGACACAAAGAGGGCGGAAAAGACUCUUGUCAGGGUGACAGCGGUGGACCUCUCGUCUGCAAAGCACAGAACAAGUUUGUUCUUCAGGGAGUGACAUCAUGGGGUAUUGGUUGUGCACAAGCUAUGAAACCUGGAGUGUACGUACGAGUCUCUAAGUUUAUCAACUGGAUUGAACAAACCCUGAAAGAAAAAUGAUGCAUCUAGCUUUCCUGUGGCUCAGUGGUAAGAUCAUGGCACUAGCAAUGCCAAGGUCAAGGCUUCGAUCCCACAGGAUUGCACAUAGUCAGAAACAAAAGUAUAAUAUAAUGCAAUUUAAGCUACGUCUGCCAAAUGCGUAUUUGCAAAUCUUGAACACAAAUGUAUAAUGGGAUAUACAUUAGAAUUUAAAUGUACAUCUUCUCUAUAGAAUAAAAUUAUUAUGAUACAAAA
Messenger RNA from Triplophysa dalaica, 4112 nucleotides. RefSeq names its product plasminogen-like. Gene Ontology annotation, molecular function: signaling receptor binding; serine-type endopeptidase activity. The transcript has 25 exons. The coding region runs from base 69 to 3878 and encodes 1269 amino acids. Gene Ontology annotation, cellular component: extrinsic component of plasma membrane. NCBI's taxonomy places the organism in Eukaryota, Metazoa, Chordata, Actinopteri, Cypriniformes, Nemacheilidae. The record is from RefSeq and is a predicted model, not a curated record. Gene Ontology annotation, biological process: proteolysis.